GAGGCGGCACACUGACGGAGCUCUGACACACUGGCGGCUUGAAUGUGUGUCCGAGGUGCUGCCAGCGGCACCGUAACGUGAACCGAAUACAGGAGCAGAUGGAGAGCACUGGAGUCGCUGCCUGAGCGCGGAGGAGACGGAAGUUCCUCCAACCGGAGAGGUUUAGCCGCCACAAGCUAGCACCACGUCAAGCUAGCAGGUGAGGUUAGCCGGGCGGCUAACGCUAGCUGGCAGAUCUGCGUGCUGGUGGAGGGGGAAAAAAGAAAACGUCAAGUGUUGGCAACUUAAUCGGCGAGGCCUUCGCUUGUCCUAUGGUGUCGCGUCGCUAAGUCGUCUGCACCAAAAUGUCCACGACUUCGUUGGAUAAAGAAUUACAGGAGCGACUGAGAGAGGCGUCUGCCAUCGGGGACAUCGACGAAGUGCGGACGCUCGUGGAGAGUGGGGUGAAUGUGAACUCCCAGAACGAGAUCAAUGGAUGGACCUGCCUACAUUGGGCGUGCAAGAGGAACCAUAAGCACAUAGUGUCCUACUUACUCAGCUGCGGAGCGGACAAAGAAAUCCUGACGGCUAAAGAUGAGUUGGCCUCACAGCUUACAUCAAAACCCGAGAUCAAACGAUUAUUGGGAGUGGAGGUGGAGGAAGUGCCUGAAGUCAAGGAGCCCGAGUUGCCAAUCAUCCCCAAUUACCUGUCCAACCCUCCCUUCAUAUAUUCCAAGCUGGACAACAAGUCCGACAUCCUCCUCGCUCCUCACCUCGCACACAACGGCUCUGGAGAGCACGCCGAAGAUACACAGAGUGAUUCGACCUCUGGCUCCCCGACACACGAGCCUCAGAAACCACAGAGUUUGGCCUCUGACACCCCCUCACCGCCCCCUCCCUCCCAAAAUCACAGCCAACUGCAGGCGGCGGAGUUCAUUCCUGUGGCAGAGCAGAACGGCGUGUCGCCCAGCGCCGCCUCGUCGCACAGCCACGCGGUGGUGAACUGCACGGUGCCCAUGGACCUGUCGGUGGAGCCUCACCUCGUCAACCACGCUGACUUCCCGCACGCGGUGGCACACAACGGCGCCGUGUGUUCGCCGCCGUUGGCGUCACCGAGUCCGAGCCUGGCCGCGAACGGCGGCGGCCAGGUCCAAGCCCCGGUGGCCAGCACGAACCCGGCCGUGAGCCGGCAGCAGUCGAUCCCACAGCAGCUCGGCUACGGCCCGGCCGGGGGGGCCAUGCCCGCCUUCCAGCCUUUCUUCUUCACCAGCACCUUCCCCGUUAACGUACAAGAGCUGGUAUUGAAGGUGCGUAUCCAGAAUCCCAACGCGAGAGAGAACGACUUCAUCGAGGUGGAGCUGGACCGCCAGGAGCUCACCUACCGCUCCCUGCUGAGAGUCUGCUGCCGCGAGUUGGACAUCAGUGCCGAGCACGUGGAGAAGAUCCGCAAGCUGCCGAACACCAUGCUGAGAAAGGACAAGGAUGUGGCUCGGCUGCAGGAUUUCCAGGAGCUGGAGGUGGUGCUUGAGAAAGCCGAGGGUCUGUCCCUCUUCUCGGGGGCCGGAGGCCUGACAGACAGACCCUGCUACAACAUGAAGGCGUCCCGCCUCACCUACUAGAACCCCCUCAAAGCCUGAGCGCUCCCUGCUUACGACGGGCUUCUGUAGCUACCCUCCAGCAACCAUUAACCAGUUGCCUGCCCAGGUCCCUUCUUGGCUUUGUUCGGCUUUGGUGUUUUGCCAAAAUCCUGACUGGGAUUUAUUUUUCCAACUGUAGCUUUUGUCCUCCUCUGGCCCUCCCGCUGCUUCAGUGUACCCAAGCGGUUCUAAGUGAUUACUGAUGCAUGGUGUCCUCGAUGAUGUGCGAAAGCAUUCGGGCCUCCCCCCCCCCCCCUCUCUUUAUGGCGUCCUCUCCUUCCACUGCACUUUGUGCCGAAGCCCCGGCGGGACAACAGAGGGGGACACUGGCUUGUCUUCCUCACAGGCUGGACACGAACGGGAUUUUGCAAUAGCCUUACACGGACACAAUCCUGCCCUGGCUGCGGACUUUGGUCCCAGGGGGAGAAAACUAGAAAAAAAUAAAAAAACAAAGGGUCUGAGAAGACUCAGAUCGGAGGGAUUUACAUAACUGUCACUGACACUGGGCCAUUCUCAGUCCGCAGGACAGGACCAGUCGCAGCACAGUGGACUCGCACACCGCAGCCGCCCUCCACAGCGACGCCAGACAACGUGUACACACUUUCAUACAUGCUGUAGGCAGAAACCUUAGUGUCUUUCCUGCAGAGAGGAUCUGUUAUUGGCCUGAUUCUUAAGGUGGAAGUAACCUCACACCAGGCGACAUUAAGGUCUCGCGGCCGUCCACAUGUAGAAUGCUUUAAUCUAUAUCCCCACCAGGAUGGACACACUUGAGUUGGAGUAUUCAAUCUCUGCUUAUUUAACAUUUUCAGUCAUACACUGUGGUAAGGAAAUAAUCCAUGACGUUUUGGAUUUUUGUCCGUCUUAUGUGUUCUUCUUGUGUCAGACAGAAUUUGUGUCAUUACAAAGAAAAGCGCAGCAACUUGAAGGCAAGACUUGUUUUUAUUUUCAUGUUUGUUUUUUUUCUUCCCCAGUGCAUCCUCACUCCUGCCCUGCAGGGUGUGUAAUUUCAUGGACUCAGCGUAACACUAAAGCUGUCGACUGAAGUGUUCUUAGUUUUUUCUUUUUUUUUUUUAAAAAAAAAAAAGGGGUUUUUUGAUUUUGACUACUAAAGCAAACCCAUUUGCAGCGACAAAGCGUGAGUCCCAGCAGGAGUCGUGUGUGUGAGAGUCUCCCGCUUCUGAUGUUUGGCUAAUUCUGUGUUUGACUUUGAUUAGGAUCAAAACCAAAAACUAAUCCAGCAACAAAGAAAUGACUUCUGAGCGCCUUCUUUUAUUUUUUUUUUUUCCUUUUACAAAAACGAAGAGGGAAGAAAGGACUUGAUCUUGUUGUAAUGAUUCAGUGCUUCCUUGUUUCUUCCAACUUGAAUAUUUCUUUCUUUUUUGCACUUUGUCACCUCUGUGCGACAACUUUUUUUUUUUUUCUUUUUAAGAUUUAAGAUCCACUUCGGCUAACAUCAGUCCAAUACUAAUCUUGUUUUGUCUGCAACAUUUCGUAGCGCGAUCAGAAAUGAAGAGUUUCUAGACUAACUUUCCAGAUGAACGGUUGAACUGGGGACGAGACGGAGCUGCUCUCCUAGAUACCAUGUUGUUUACGCUGCUUUCAUCUGCACAUUAUAUGACGUUCCUGCGAUUCUCAGUAGGCCGACUCCACACACGUACUUACAAUCAAGACUCUUACCCAGUGGUUACUGUUUACUGUUCAAAUGUAUACCUGAAGCUCUUACUGUAUUUGUAUGUUUUCUGAUAUAUUUUUUAUUAAUUUGUAUAUGUUUUUAACCAGCUAGGCCUGUUGUGUUUGUGUCAACAACAAAACAAAAAAAAAAAAAAA
This is a messenger RNA of Salarias fasciatus (jewelled blenny), 3443 nucleotides long. RefSeq names its product ankyrin repeat domain 40 (gene ankrd40). Bases 345 to 1598 code for a protein of 417 amino acids. The record is from RefSeq and is a predicted model, not a curated record. Lineage: Eukaryota; Metazoa; Chordata; Actinopteri; Blenniiformes; Blenniidae. Gene Ontology annotation, molecular function: protein binding. The transcript has 5 exons.